Molecule: messenger RNA, 798 nt
Organism: Cottoperca gobio
Lineage: Eukaryota; Metazoa; Chordata; Actinopteri; Perciformes; Bovichtidae
Exons: 5
Coding region: 1-798 (265 amino acids)
Source: RefSeq, a predicted model, not a curated record
AUGAGAAAUGUUUGUUUUGCAGACGUCCCUCAUCUAAAAGGGCAGCAGAGGAUCGAGGAGUUUGACCAAGUUCUGCUGGGAUUCGCCUUCCCUUCAUUUUACAAUAGUUACAACAAGUCCUGCUGUAAACUAUAUCCAGGAGGAUGUUACAAGCUGCUGGACAGUGCAGGAUUUACCUGUGAUUUACUGAAAGGAAGAGUUACGACAACUGAGAAAGACGGCUGGAUAGAAUUCAAAAUAUGGAACGUGCGGUUUGUGGACGGAGGCUAUUACAGAUGUAUUGUGCUGGGAACUCAAAGCCUCAUCUACAGUGAUUACUAUGUCGAGGUGUCUGAGGUUUCAGAUCACCACAGCCGGUCUCAGCCUUCACUGACAACAGCUGUAAAAGUCCCCAAGACCUCCACAACACGCCCAGACUCCACCGGGCCUGCUCUGGCACAGGACCACAGUGACCGUCUCAGAGUUCCCUGGAGUUUUGGCCUGCCACUAGCUGUCAUUGUGUCCAUUACAGCGAUGAUUUUGAUCACUUCAGUUAUUGGUGUUGUUUGCUGCAGAGUCAAGGCAAAACGUAAAAAGCCUGACAAAUAUGGAGAAACUGUGUGUGAGUCACUGAAACAAGAGGGCCCGGAAAUGAGUGGCAUAGUCUACACAACAUUAGACUUCAGAGCUCACCAGAAACCUACAGAGGUGUAUGCAAACCUGAGGAUGCCCAAAACACAAGCGGGAGCCCCUGACUCAACCUGGAGCGAAGAGCAUGACGGGGUGGUGGAGUACUCCACACUGGCAAUCCACCAGUGA